Molecule: messenger RNA, 1041 nt
Organism: Kwoniella shivajii
Lineage: Eukaryota; Fungi; Basidiomycota; Tremellomycetes; Tremellales; Cryptococcaceae
Exons: 7
Coding region: 1-1041 (346 amino acids)
Biological process (GO): DNA repair; DNA-templated DNA replication
Cellular component (GO): nucleus; Ctf18 RFC-like complex; Elg1 RFC-like complex
Molecular function (GO): ATP binding; DNA binding; ATP hydrolysis activity
Source: RefSeq, a predicted model, not a curated record
AUGGCGUCUUCAUCAAAAGGUACAGAAGCUGUAUCGGCAAUAGCGAAACAUAUCGAUGCGGAAGGAUAUGAAAUGCCAUGGGUCGAAAAAUAUCGUCCAGUCUUAUUACAAGAUAUAGUUGGAAAUUCAGAAACUGUAGAAAGGUUAAAAGUGAUAGCUGAAGAUGGUAAUGUUCCACAUAUAAUUAUAUCUGGGAUGCCAGGUAUAGGUAAAACCACCUCGAUACAUUGUUUAGCACAUGCUUUAUUAGGUGAUGCUUAUAGAGAAGGAGUAUUGGAAUUGAAUGCUUCUGAUGAGAGAGGUAUUGACGUCGUAAGGAAUAAAAUCAAAUCAUUCGCUCAGAGAAAAGUUACAUUACCAAGUGGAAGACAUAAGAUAAUCAUCCUAGAUGAAGCUGAUUCGAUGACAGCUGGUGCUCAACAAGCGUUAAGAAGAACGAUGGAGAUCUACUCAAAUACUACACGAUUCGCUCUAGCUUGUAAUAUGUCAAAUAAGAUUAUAGAACCUAUUCAAUCUAGAUGUGCUAUUCUCAGAUACUCAAAGUUGAAAGAUGCAGAAGUGUUGAAAAGGUUGAAAGAGAUUUGCGAGAUGGAAAAUGUCAAACACAACGAUCAAGGAUUGGCAGCAUUGAUCUUUACGGCGGAAGGAGAUAUGAGACAAGCUAUAAAUAAUUUACAAUCGACAUGGUCAGGAUUCGGAUUCGUCUCACAAGAUAACGUUUUCAAAAUUUGUGAUCAACCUCAUCCGAUAGUAAUCAGACAAAUGAUCAAAGAUUGUCAAAGUGGUAAUGUAGAUGAUGCAUUAGCUAGAAUAAAUGGUUUAUGGGAUCAAGGCUAUUCAGCUGUUGAUAUAGUCGUUUCAGUCUUUAGAGUCACGAAAGGAAUGGAAGAACUACAAGAAUAUAUGAAAUUGGAAUUUAUAAAAGAAAUCGGAUGGACACAUAUGCGUAUACUCGAAGGUGUUGGAACUCUCGUUCAAUUAGGAGCAAUGGUAUCUAGAUUGUGUAAACUCAGUUUACCACCUCAAGCACUGAAGUUAUAG